AUGGGAAACACACACACAAAGGAGGAACGGGCUGGUUCGCAUCACCACGGUUCCGGCAACGUCAAUGAACCGAGCGGCGGGAGCGGCAUACUCGGGUCUGGCCGGAACGGCGAAUCUCACGGCGGUCGACGAUCCAGCCGCCCCGAACUGGGGCCCCUCGGCAUCGCCGUCAUCGGCUCGUCAAGCUCCCGCCAUCAGGAUGUGCCUUUUGAACGCCGUGAAACGAAGGCUGAGAGGGAGGCGAGGAAGCUGGAGAAGGAGCGUGCUGCUCGCAUCAAAGAACGUGAGCGGAGCAUGAAGGAAGAACACGUCGAUGGCGGUUAUCUUGUCACUAUGGGCAUCUACACGGCAUCUGAGGAUUAUAGCAAACCGGCUGUCCGUCAGCUACAGAUCGAGAGGAAGAUAGCACCUUUCUGGCGCGGUCUGGAUGAUUUCAAUGAAACAUGGGCUGAACACCAGAUCAUCGCUGCCGCUCGAGGUCUCGAGAUCCCCCCAGCCGACCAAGUGCCCGAACACCUUGUCCCGCAACCCCAGCCACCCCAUGACUCUCCCGAAGCGUCAUCUUCCAACUUGAACAAUCUAACUGUCCCAAUGGGGGCACGUACACUCUCAGCUUCAUCCGACCGAACUGCCUCUCAUCCUGCCUCGGCGGUCACGUCUCCAACCUCCCCAAAUGCUCCUAAAGCCACGUCUCCGCUGAAACAACCCAAAAAAGCAUUGGCUGCUGCUCUCAAUCUAUCACGGAAUAACUCCCAACCAGAAAUCGCCCCUCGAGAGAUCAAUCUACCACGCGAUCCUUUUGUUAAUGGUCAAGCCUUGGAGGUCUUUCUUUACAAAGAAGGCGAAGAAUGCCCCUUAUGUCUUAUGUAUUAUCCGCCAUAUUUGAAUAGGACACGUUGCUGCUGCCAGCUGAUUUGCAGCGAAUGCUUUGUUCAGAUCAAGCGUCCGGACCCGCACUUUCCUGAGCAUCAUGGUGACGGCCCGAAUAAUCCAGCCGAAUCUGAGCCCACUCCAGAGGAGAAUAACGAACGCCUGAUCAUGGAACCUGCUAAAUGUCCCUACUGCACUCAGUCCGAAUUUGGUGUCACGUACGAUCCCCCACCCUUCCGACGUGGCUUAGCAUAUGCCUUCCCGCCUUCCAGCCUUGGUGCUAUGAGCACCGCCAUGUCAUCUACUAGCUCCGUAAAUUCGAGCCUUUCGCCCGCAGCUGCGAGUCCCAGGCCAAGUCGUAGGAGGGCACAAAGCGUGUCGGCAAACGCGCCUGGUGUCGUUACGGCGGAUCGCAUACGGCCAGACUGGACUACCAAACUUGGUACAGCUCGGGCCCAUCAACGCCGCCGAGCCGCCGCCGCUGACGCGCUCCAUCAUGCCGCUUUUGUCAUGGGAAACCAGGAGUCGCGGACAUUCUUCGGCCGUACCUCUCGAUUCACUCGGAGAGCAGCCGGAAAUUACCGUGGCGCGGAGAGCCCCAGCAGUAGUGCGAAUGCCCACGAUGGUGCAGAUGACACGCCCCCUAGCCAUGAUCCCGGUGGAUCACCUGCUCCUCUUCGCGGCAAUCGCGAACGGAUCGACGCCGCCCACCUCGAAAGUUUGAUGAUGGCGGAGGCUAUCAGACUUAGUCUGGCAGAUGAAGAAGACCGUAGAAAGAAGGCCGAGAAGGAGGCUCGCAAGGAAGCCAAGAAGAGGGAGAAAGAAGAGCGUAAAUCGGCCAAGAAGAAGGGAGAAGUGUAUAGUGGUGGCAGCGCCAGUGCGAGUUCUCUUAGUCUUACGCUGGGCAGGAUGCGAGGCAACAGUGGUACGGGCAAUCUACGAGUGGAUGCCAGUGUAGCUGCUGCGCAACCAUCGGCACCUGCGUCACCAACAAAUGAUAAGGGCAAAGGUGUGGAACGUGGGAUGACAGAUGAAGCGUCCACGACGGCCGCCGGCUCGUCAUCCACUCUGCCUACUCCGCCCCUGCAAGUACCACGGGGAGCAUCACACCUUCGUCAAAUGAGCAACGCUAGUUCGAUCAGCUCCAGUGGCAUGGAUAGUAUGCCUGGCAGCUUUACCGGUAAACCCCGCGAUACCGAAGAUCCAUAUAGCAGUUCGGAGCCUAUGUUCAAUUUCCGGAGUUUGGCAGAAGUGGUGGGCGUUUCUAUAGAUGGUGAGGAUGACCAUGCCGAUGGCCAAAACAAACUACAUGAUGGGAAAUCAGAACAUCAUGAAGAGCCAGAACAUAUCGAGCAUGCCCAGGGAAUGCGGAAAGAGACUACUCCUCCCGAUCUUCUCGUGACUCCGGACACACCGGCGCCGGUCGAUGAUGACGACGAGGACUCGAAGAGACUUGGACAUCUUGGUACGGAGAAGGAAAGGUCAGGCCAAGUGACACAAUGA
Xylaria bambusicola is the source of this 2373-nucleotide messenger RNA. RefSeq lists its product as uncharacterized. The coding region runs from base 1 to 2373 and encodes 790 amino acids. NCBI's taxonomy places the organism in Eukaryota, Fungi, Ascomycota, Sordariomycetes, Xylariales, Xylariaceae. The record is from RefSeq and is a predicted model, not a curated record. The transcript is spliced from 4 exons. Gene Ontology annotation, cellular component: cytoplasm.